UGUGUUUCAUAGAUAACCAGUUAGUAACCACAGAUUGACACAUUGCUAACAAUCGACCAGUGCUGUUGAAUUUGUUUUUUAGUGGGGCGUAAUUAGCUGUCUGAUGGGAAUGAGCAGAUGUUUCCGUGUGGGCAUGCCGUCUCUACCUGCUUGUUUCUCUUGGGUGGAAAAAAAACCCUGUUUUUAAACUGACAUUUGCCUACUGGGGAUUUUUAUACUUUUCAUUUUUCAAACACUUUUGCACUUAAAGCUGAUUAAAAGGUAAUUUUUUUAGGUGUGUGAAAAACUCUGUGUGUGUGUAUCUCUGCUUUAUUUUACCGGUCGUUACUAUCUUCCCACCACUUUUGCAUCAAAUGUUUUUUUUUCUGCUUUGGUUUUAUCUUCCCCCACCUCCGCGCUCGCUUCACUUCCUGCGCCACAAUCACAGUGAGACGAGCAGAAAGCUUCGUCCGGACUAAGAAUCUACGACGACGUCUCCGAUACCAACUGCUGGGGCUGGCUUGCUCUGUUUCUGAGCCGGUUCUGUUAACAGCAGUCAGUUACACACCUCGCUGCAGGGUCAAGGUACGCCGAGAGUGCCGCAAGAAUUCGUAGAGGUCACAUGACAUGGGCGUUGAGGAGCUGAACCUCUAAGUCUGAGCAACAAGAAAGUGCGUGUAAAUUUACACCGUCACGCGUGUGAUCCCGUCUCUCCCUAGAUCAGGUAAAGGUUGCCUGUGGUCCAUUUCUGUGUGAAUGAGGUGCCUGACACUGUCUCUAGCUGAUGGAGUUUGCUUGUAGCCAUGUGGUGUGCAACUGGAGACCUGAGAGUGUCACAUCAGGCGCCGGCCAGAAUCUCACAAAUCUCAGUUGGGAGACCAGCUCCACCUCCUCAAGGCCUCGCUCCGUCUGCGAACACGACUAUGACAACCGCAUAUCCGUCCUCCCCAAAACCGAGCCGCAACUCCUACCACCACCCCUCCCACCUCGGCAGUCAUUGCCACAGGCGCCCAUGCCACCCCCUUUGCCCCCCCGAGGGCUGGAAGCCAAGGGCGAGACUCGAAUCAAGGCCAAUGUGAACGUUCUGUCCGUCAACGUGGGUCAUCUCGUGGACAUCAGCAAAGCCAAUGCCAUCCAUUGCACGCGGAGCCCGCUGUAUUGCUCCAAGUGUAAAGCCGCAAUGUCAUCCCUGAGCAACCUGCAGAACAAGCAGAACGAAACGGUGUGGUCAUGUGAGUUCUGUGGACAGGAAAACAAGCUCACCAACAUGGACCCAGGGAUCAGACACUUCUCCCGCCAGACUCUGCCCGGGAGGGACGUUCUUCACCUGACAGAGGACAUUGACAAAGACUACAUCAACCUGGAGGACAUGCUAGUGGUCUUCUGUGUGGACAUAUCUGGGAGCAUGAGUGUCACCUUUGAGGUUACUGCUGGCAACAGUAUGAGGUCUCCCACAUAUGUGUCCAGACUUCAGAGUGUUCAGGACGCCCUGCAGAGGGCGCUGUCCUCAUUGUUCCAGACAUCUCCACGCCGCAGGGUGGCUCUGGUCACGUUUAACGACGAGGUAACUGUAUAUGGCGAUGGCACUGGGGUUCCGCUCACCUUGAGGGACUGGUCACUGGUGGACUUUGAUUACCUAAAGGACCAAGGAGAGAAGUAUUCCACUCCCCACUGUAUCCUGGAGUCCAUACAUCCCCUCACCCAGAAGAUCAAGGAAAUGCGAGAACAUGGAGCCACAGCACUGGGCCCAGCAGCGCUCGUCUCCAUAGCGAUGGCCUCUCGAUAUACAGGGUCUAAGGUAAUCAUAUGCACAGACGGGCAAGCUAACAUCGGCCUGGGGGAACUGGAGCAAGGGUCCCUCCACACCUCUACUUACUCCCCAUAUUUCUAUAGCCAGCUGGCCAAAGAGGCUGUGAACAAUGGGAUCAUAGUGUCAGUGCUGACCUUUGAGGGGACAGACUGCCGGCUGGCCGAAAUCGGGCGACUGGCUGACCUCACAGGGGGCAGGGUUAACAUUGUGAACAUCAGUACGAUAUUCAACGAGAUCCAGUCAGUGCUGGCCGACAACGUCAUGGCUACCGAUGUCACGGCAACACUGCUUUCAGCCGACGGCGUGUAUUUCCCUUAUGAAGAGGGGUCGACACACAAACUGGUGAAGAAGCUCGGCAACGUGACGGAAGGAGCUGAGAUCACAUUCCAGUUUGCCGUUAAACCAGAGAGCAUGGAGGUUUUUCAAAGGAGGGACAGGAUCCCUUUCCAGCUGCAGCUGGACUUCAGGACGCGGGACUUGCAAAGAGUGAAACGCAUCGUCACAGAGCAGAGAAGAGUCACGACAAGCAGCUGGGUAUGGGCAGGCAGCCUGAAUAUGGCGGUGCUGGGGGUCCACUGUGCCCAAUUGUGUGCCCGGCUGACCAUGGAGGGACGAGUGCUGGAGGCGCAGCGGCAACUGAAGGCUCAACAGGAUCUGCUAAAGGACAUCAGUGAACAGAGGCCCAGGCCCAAGGAAGAGAGCAUUUAUGGGAACUGGAUCAGCACCAUGACCAUGAUCUGUGAGGAUCUGUCAGGGGGGAGCAAGAGAAGCUCAGAACUCAAAGGCUUGCAGGCCAGCCCAUCUUCCCCAGUCCAGGACUUGUCAGAUGAGGCGGCGAAAGUGGUGUACCAGAUGAAGAGAGCAAGGAGUGUGAGUGCCAGGAAGCAGACUGAAGGCAAUCUGGAGAUGUGAGCACGGGCAUAGGAACGACGCUGGGAUUACUGAGAAUACCCAUGGAAAAUGGGUAAUGAAUGUGUGUAUGCAGGGAGUCAAAUCUAAUCUCAAAAACUGCACUGGUUUAACUGCUGUCCACAGAGCAGAAACUGCUUUACAUACAGCUAAUAACUCAAACUCAUCAUAGUCUAGGAAUACAGUAACAGAUUGGGGGGGGGGCUGUGAAGCUUCGUAAAUAAACAUAACAUUUUUUUUUUUAACUUCUUAAAUUAAGUUUGAAGUUUCAGGGUUUAAGUAGGCCUGAGUUUCUUCUCAUGGUUGGCAGGAGAACAUGCUCCAGUCUACAGACACUGGAUGCAGAAAGCAAACUGUACAUUAUAUAUACUAUAUUCUUCAGUUCAAACUGAGCACUGAUACACAUUUAAAAGGAAAAACUACUAAUAUGAGAAAACUGACACAAUGAAAGUCAACAAUGUGAACAAGGACAUGGCUGUGGGUGGGAAUGAUCAUUUGCCUGGGAUUGCUUCUUUUUAUCGCCACCCACUCCUCAGAGGGUGUCAGCUUCCCACAAGAGGACCCCCCCCCCCCAAUCCUCAUGCAUAUUUUGAGCAGCAGCAUGGCCCCAAAUGCCCACCCCAGCAUGGCGUCCUGAUAAUGACAACCUACCACUAGAAGAUGUUGGAUUAGUAAUAAGGAAUUGACAUUUGACCUGUGGUUGCAAUUCUCAUGAGAACUUACAAAUCUAAAGCCAGUGUUAAAAGAUUUGAAAAACAUCAUCCUAGUGCUGGAAUUUAAUGUGUGAACAAAAUUCAGUAAAGUAGUUUUUAUCAAGUAGGAUGGCUCCACAUCCACAAAGUUAUACAAUGGCCACGUGUUGAACUCAUUUUAUUUUGUUGUAUCAUGGUGAAGUUUCGCAUUUGCUUUAGCAUUGUAAUGAUUGUAAUUAGUUUCCUUGUAAAGUGAUCAGUAGUUUCGCAGCCAAGGUUCAACAGGGGCAUGUUUAUCACAGUCGUCACAUCCCUGCUGCCUUUAUGUUUACAGGGACUCAUCAGUGGGAGUUUGACAUUUUGUGCCUUGAGGGACAGAACUUGAGCCACAACAUUCCUUCACUAUCUCACAACAUCUGGGCCUAAGCACCUAAGAAUAGGCAAUAAUUCAUCAUUCUGAAUUAUUUGACAUUUCUAUUUUUGGUCAUAUUCUGACCACAUGGGUGCUCAUACACGCAUGAGGUUACAGAAAUCUUUUUGGGUUAAAUGUCACCUUAGCCUCUUCUUAUUUCAGCUACUGUCAUUUAACUUUUUAUUUACUUUUUUAUUCCUAUUUUUUAGUUUUUUUAGGUUAGAGAGUGGCACUUCCUCUAUUCUGUUACUGAUCAUUAUCCAAGAUAUCUUAGAUUCUUAGGUUCUGUUUUGCAGACACCUACUUAAGAAGUUCAUGAAAAAGCUACCCACAUAAGACAGUCCAAUUUACCCUUCAUAUUAUGUGCAAUGAUACUACAAGCCAGAAGAGACAGAAUUCUCCCAACAUGUUGGUAGCUCCCACCAAUGCAGAAAACAUGAAGAUUUUCUCUUAAUACCAAAUUUAAGUCACUGCAUUUGUAAAAGAAUGGCUAACAUUAGAUGCCAAAGUGAAGCACACAUCCUCUGCACUGUCAUAAAAAAGAGUAGCAAUUUGUACCUUUGCUUGUCACUGGGGCUGUACCCUCAAGGGAAAAUAUACCUUUCAAGAUACAAAAAUGGACUAUAAGGAAGAGUUUUGUACCACUGAGGGCACAUUUGGGGGCACAUUAAUGUUGUUUGUACCUUGGGGAUGUUCCUCAGAGUACACUUAAAUUAGACUAAAGUGUACAUAAACCUACAGAUAGGGUACAAAUGGCAGACACUUCAGGGCACAGCCCCAGUGAUAAGCAAAGGUACAAAUUGCUACUCUUUUUUAAAAAAAUUUGUGGACCAAAAGCCCAUAAUUUUUGGUCAGAAUUUGUCACAGUUGAAUGCCUGUUGUUACGAUCUGAAUGCAGCAUACACGGCCACAUCCCAUUUAAAGCAGCUAACCCAUUCAUCAGUUUGGCCACAUUUCUGAGUGUCAUCCUCCACGGUUUCUCAAAAGACGGAACAAAACAUCUCAACUUGUCAGUAUGCCAUUUCUGUUCAAGAUGCCGUACUGACUCACUUGGGUCCAGCUGAGACAUACCUCCCAUAACAUACUUGGGGGACAUCUAUAAUGAGCGAAUUCCAUGCUGCUAAUGAGCCGGAGUUAUACAGGAGAUAGUCAGAGGUAUGCACGAGCAGAGAACAUGGACCGAUCAGACUUUGUAUGUGUGGCUGGACUGGACAGAGUCUCCAGAUAACGCUUGUUGUUUAUCAGUGGCUGCUGUCUCCUAGCUUUGUCCGAGCAGUUCAGCACCCCCUCCAACCCCCAGCCCCUGCUCUGAGUUCUUUAUUAUUGUAAUUGCUUGUUUUGCUGGUGGAAUUCCUUUGAGUUUAAUGGCUGAAACUAUUCGAUUUAAUAUGUGACAGAAUCAAGAUGUGUACUAUCAGCACUGGGCAGAAUUCUAUGAGCAAGUGCAUAUAUACCUGAAUACUGAAUACACAGUCUUGAAGGUAUUCAGUACUUUAUUCAGAUACAAUACUUAAAAUGUGUAUCUUACUGAGAAUCCUUUUAGAAACUGUAACAUAUGUAUGAGUGCAAAGAGUGUUUCGUGAUUGGAUGUCAUAGUUUUUAUUAAACAGAUUAUUCUUUAAAAUAUCUGAUCAUACAAGCAAAUCAGUGAGAGGAUAUUUAUGUACAAGAAGUGAAGAAAACAAUGACACAAUAUGUCUAACCACAGUUAACAUUUAAGCAAUGCAGACUUAUAUUUUGCAUUUUUUAAGUUAAAGUAUCGGCUGAAAAUUAAACAGGCAGAACUUUAAAUCUCAUGAGGUUGCUGGUGCAUAGAGUGUGAGGAGACAGAGUCCUAUAUUUUUUAGAUUAAAUUAUGAAAUUACUUUGAAAUGAGUAACUCAUUACUUUCAUUUUAUUGUCAUUUAAAAACAUAUUUUCCCUAUUCUUUGAAAAAUUCACUGUUAUAAAAUGCAUCUUCUUACCUCAAUUUUACCAACCAGUUGCCAUUAAAUUUCACAUAAAGAACAA
Messenger RNA from Paramormyrops kingsleyae, 5812 nucleotides. Its product is annotated as circularly permutated Ras protein 1. Gene Ontology annotation, molecular function: zinc ion binding; SNARE binding. NCBI's taxonomy places the organism in Eukaryota, Metazoa, Chordata, Actinopteri, Osteoglossiformes, Mormyridae. Gene Ontology annotation, biological process: endoplasmic reticulum to Golgi vesicle-mediated transport; intracellular protein transport; COPII-coated vesicle cargo loading. Gene Ontology annotation, cellular component: COPII vesicle coat; endoplasmic reticulum exit site. The record is from RefSeq and is a predicted model, not a curated record.